Molecule: messenger RNA, 1221 nt
Organism: Truncatella angustata
Lineage: Eukaryota; Fungi; Ascomycota; Sordariomycetes; Amphisphaeriales; Sporocadaceae
Product: phosphoesterase family-domain-containing protein
Exons: 2
Coding region: 1-1221 (406 amino acids)
Biological process (GO): phospholipid catabolic process
Molecular function (GO): hydrolase activity, acting on ester bonds
Source: RefSeq, a predicted model, not a curated record
AUGUGGCGUAUAAUUUCUCUUCUCUUUUCAGGCUAUCUGGUCUCUCAGGUAGCCCUCGUGCAAGGUGCUAUCGUAAAGGGCAGAGCCUUUGACAGGUUUAUAAGUAUCUGGCUUGAGAACCAGGACUUCGCAAAGGUCAUUGAAGAUGCUGAUUUUGCCGAGCUCAAGAAGCAUGGCAUUUCCCAGACCAGAUAUUACGCGCAGACACACCCAAGUCAACCGAACUACCUCGCCUCCGUGGCCGGCGAUUACUUCGGCCUCAACCACGAUGAAGUCGUUCGCGUGCCAAAGAAUGUUUCCACAGUUGUAGAUCUGCUCGAGGAUAAAAACAUCAGCUGGGGCGGGUAUUUCGAAGGAAACCCAGGGCCAGGUUAUAUGGCUGCUGGCAGUUAUGCCGCGGAUGGCAGUGGCACGUGGGACUAUGUUAGAAAACACAAGUUAGUGUCUAUCGUACAGCUAUGGGCUAUGUUUCGAAUAAGGGUCUAUGCUAAUAUUGAUCGGACCAGUCACUUUGUUUCAUUCGACAGCAUCAACAAAGACGGCUCGAGACUAGCGAAGCUGCUGUCCUUUGAAGACUUCAAGCGAGAGUUGGCGGCAGGGACGCUCCCGCAGUUCAUCAUGAUGUCACCGGACAUGCUCAAUGAUGGCCACAAUACAACACUUUCCUACGCAACGAACUGGGCACACGAGUUUCUGUUACCACUAUUAGCCGAUGACGCGUUUGCGGAGCCUACUGUCAUUCAAUUGACGUAUGAUGAGUCGGAGGACUAUGGAAAACCAAACCAAAUCGUGUCGCUGCUUCUGGGAAACGGUAUUCCCAAGGAUAAAAAGGGGACAGAGGACAACGAUUUCUACACGCACUAUUCCGUCCUUGCAACAACUCAAAACAACUGGAGCUUAUCGAACCUUGGACGCUACGAUGUUGGUGCGAACGUGUUCAAGUUCGUAGCCGGUGUAACAGGCUACGCCAAUAAGGACCCUGAAAACGCCGGCAGCGUAGACAACUCGAUCUCAUAUGCUGGCUAUCUUAAUAAUGAGUCAAAUGCACAGGCUGAGAUUCCUUCACCAAACCUCAAAUUGACCGGUGCCGGUGGUCAACCGAUCUUAGAGCAUAUUCGAAAAGCGUGGCAAGCGGACGAGUUCAAGAAAACACCAUAUGAUGAUAGUGGGAAGGUGUUUGAUGGGGACAAGAAUGUUCCGGAAUAUAAGCUUCAAGAGUGA